Molecule: messenger RNA, 1431 nt
Organism: Paramuricea clavata
Lineage: Eukaryota; Metazoa; Cnidaria; Anthozoa; Malacalcyonacea; Plexauridae
Source: the annotation of a GenBank genome assembly
AUGGCGACUGCUAAGAGCGUUGUUUACAGUAAACACAAUAAAAACAACUUAUUUUCCAACAAAAAUGAAGAAAUUUCACCAACUCAGGACGGUAUUGAAUGUCGUGGGCGUACAGAAGUUGAAAAUGCUCUCUUACUGUGCGAGGAAGCGAGCCCAGAGCGAGUAUUUGAAAUAAACUUGCAUGCCUCAAAGUUAACUAAAAUUGAAAAUUUUGAAAAGUUUACUAAACUACGGUGUUUUGACUUAUCCUGUAACCAGAUCAAGACUGUUACAGCGUUGGAGAAAAAUGUGGAACUUAAAGAACUUAAAUUGUAUUCAAACAAGAUAAAAAACGUUGAGGGGUUGGAUAAAUUAAAAGAGCUCUGUUCUUUACAGUUACAAGACAACAGCAUCUCAAAAAUUGGGACAGGGCUUCAGUGUUUGAAAAAGUUGAAAACCUUACGCGUGGAUUGCAAUCAAAUCUUAGCCAUUUCUGUCUCUGAAAUUGCGGCAUGCUCAAAACUAACAUCUCUUAACGUCUCCAGUAAUAAAUUGAGCGAUAUCUCAUUUAUUAAUUGUUUGCCAAAUUUAGAGGAAUUUUAUGCCUCACAUAAUAAGAUUACUAAAAUUCCUGAUCUUGGCAGGUGUAAGAAACUGCAAGAACUUGAUUUAAGCUAUAACAAUGUGUUAAGUAUAGCUGGAAUUAAGAGCCUACCAUCAUUAAUGAUUGUUAGACUAGAACAUAAUGACAUUAAGGAUUUUGAUGUUUCUGGGGCUGUAAGAGCCUUGGAACAACUGUAUGCAGGUAAUAACAAGCUUGUUAGUGUCAAAAAGCUACCAUUGCAGUUUCCAUCUAUUGAGGUUUUGGAUAUUUCAUCAAAUAGAUUGGAUAGCCUGGAUGCUUCAUGCAAGGAUUUAUCAAAGUGCACUAUGCUUCGAGAAUUAAACAUUUCAGAUAAUCUGUGUUACAAUCCAGCAUCACUCGACCAUCAGAAUUGCCUGAAAGCUUUGCCAAGGCUCGAGGUUCUGAAUGGUAAUCCAAUCAAGAGACCUCAGUCUUCUCAUGGUAAAAACCGUCCACCAAUGCGGCCUGUGUCUGCGUUACAAAUGGUCAGCACCAAGCAUUUGGAAGAGCAGGUCUCAGCAGCAAUACAAGAGCAAAACUCCUUUGAGUCCAUGAUUGCUUCUAAGUUUGACAUUGUAUACGAUUUGCUGAAGAAACUACCAGAGGAAACUAGCGAGAAUUCAUCAGAGACCUUUAGCCCCGAGCCGAAGGCUAGAGGAAGUUUCUUGUAUGCAGGGUCAAGUUCUCAGCCAGGAACUCAAGAUUCCCAGAAAAGUCUGGAUAGUCCAAGAUCAUCGAGUGAUAGUUCAAGACCAUCCAGUCGUUGCAGUAAUCGAGCCAGAAUACAAGACGCAAAGACAUUUGCUGAGCAACAUUUUGAUGAAUAG